Messenger RNA from Manis javanica (Malayan pangolin), 7719 nucleotides. NCBI's taxonomy places the organism in Eukaryota, Metazoa, Chordata, Mammalia, Pholidota, Manidae. The record is from RefSeq and is a predicted model, not a curated record.
UGGGCCUGUCGCGGACCUGCAGAGACCGUGAGCAACUAGCCAGGCCUCUGGGGCUUGGAGGCUGCAGGCCGCUCCGGGGCUGAGCCCAGCCUGUCUUCCUCGCCACGGCGCAGCCGGCGCGAGCGCUCCUUUCCAGCAUGCUGUGGCGGGGCAGCCAGGCGCUCCGGCGCUUCUCCACCGGCCGGGUUUAUUUCCAAAACAAGCUGAAGUUAGCACUCAUUGGUCAGAGCCUCUUUGGACAGGAAGUCUACAGCCAUCUCCGCAAAGAGGGCCACCGAGUCGUGGGGGUCUUCACUGUUCCAGACAAGGACGGCAAGGCUGACCCACUGGCUUUAGCUGCAGAGAAAGAUGGGACCCCUGUGUUCAAGUUCCCCUGCUGGAGAGUCAAGGGCAAGACCAUAAAGGAGGUGGCGGAGGCCUACAGAUCUGUGGGCGCCGAGCUAAACGUGCUUCCCUUCUGCACACAGUUCAUCCCGAUGGAUGUAAUUGAUAGCCCAAAGCAUGGUUCUAUCAUUUAUCACCCAUCCAUCCUCCCCAGGCACAGAGGAGCCUCUGCUAUCAACUGGACUCUAAUAAUGGGAGAUAAGAAAGCUGGGUUUUCUGUUUUCUGGGCUGAUGAUGGUUUAGACACAGGACCUAUCCUCCUUCAGAGGUCAUGUGAUGUCCAACACAAUGAUACAGUGGAUACACUUUAUAAUCGAUUUCUCUUUCCUGAGGGGAUCAAGGCCAUGGUUGAAGCCGUCCAACUCAUAGCCAAUGGAAAAGCUCCUCGUAUUCCCCAGCCAGAAGAAGGAGCAACAUACGAAGGUAUCCAGAGAAAGGAAAAUGCUCAGGUUUCUUGGGAUCAGUCUGCUGAAGUUUUACAUAACUGGAUCCGAGGUCAUGAUAAAGUCCCUGGAGCCUGGACAGAGAUAAACGGACAGGUAUGUUCUAAGGACCAAUUAUCCUUUCUUCAUGUUUAUUUCCAAAACAAGCUGAAGUUAGCACUCAUUGGUCAGAGCCUCUUUGGACAGGAAGUCUACAGCCAUCUCCGCAAAGAGGGCCACCGAGUCGUGGGGGUCUUCACUGUUCCAGACAAGGACGGCAAGGCUGACCCACUGGCUUUAGCUGCAGAGAAAGAUGGGACCCCUGUGUUCAAGUUCCCCUGCUGGAGAGUCAAGGGCAAGACCAUAAAGGAGGUGGCGGAGGCCUACAGAUCUGUGGGCGCCGAGCUAAACGUGCUUCCCUUCUGCACACAGUUCAUCCCGAUGGAUGUAAUUGAUAGCCCAAAGCAUGGUUCUAUCAUUUAUCACCCAUCCAUCCUCCCCAGGCACAGAGGAGCCUCUGCUAUCAACUGGACUCUAAUAAUGGGAGAUAAGAAAGCUGGGUUUUCUGUUUUCUGGGCUGAUGAUGGUUUAGACACAGGACCUAUCCUCCUUCAGAGGUCAUGUGAUGUCCAACACAAUGAUACAGUGGAUACACUUUAUAAUCGAUUUCUCUUUCCUGAGGGGAUCAAGGCCAUGGUUGAAGCCGUCCAACUCAUAGCCAAUGGAAAAGCUCCUCGUAUUCCCCAGCCAGAAGAAGGAGCAACAUACGAAGGUAUCCAGAGAAAGGAAAAUGCUCAGGUUUCUUGGGAUCAGUCUGCUGAAGUUUUACAUAACUGGAUCCGAGGUCAUGAUAAAGUCCCUGGAGCCUGGACAGAGAUAAACGGACAGAUGGUCACGCUCUAUGGCUCAUCAUUACUGAGCAGCUCUGUGCCUCCUGGAGAACCACUGGAAAUCAAAGGCGCCAAGAAGCCUGGUCUUGUUACCAAAAAUGGACUUGUUCUUUUUGGUAAUGAUGGAAAAGCACUGAUGGUGAGAAAUCUGCAGUUUGAAGAUGGGAAAAUGAUUCCUGCCUCUCAGUACUUUUCAGCAGGUGAGACAUCCACGGUAGAACUUACAGCCGAAGAGGUGAAGGUGGCGGAGACCAUCAAGGUCAUCUGGGCUGGAAUUUUAAGCAACAUCCCUGUUAUUGAAGACUCAACAGACUUCUUUAAAUCCGGAGCACGCUCAAUGGAUGUUGUCAGGCUGGUUGAAGAGAUCAGACAGAAAUGCGGUGGGCUCCAGCUACAGAAUGAAGAUGUCUAUAUGGCCACCAAGUUUGAAGACUUCAUCCAAAAAGUCGUGAGGAAACGGAGAGGAGAAGAUGAAGAGGCAGAGCUGGUAGUGGAUCAUGUUUUAAAGGAGGUCAAUGAAAUGAAAGUAAAAAUGCCUCAUCAGUGUUUCAUAAACGGACAGUUCACAGAUGCUGAUGAUGGGAAGACUUACGACACAAUCAACCCAACAGACGGAUCUACAAUAUGCAAAGUAUCCUACGCUUCCUUGGUGGAUGUUGACAAAGCGGUUGCAGCAGCAAAAAAUGCUUUUGAAAAUGGUGAAUGGGGAAGAAUGAAUGCAAGAGAAAGAGGAAGAUUGAUGUACAGACUUGCAGACUUACUGGAAGAAAACCAAGAGGAGCUGGCAACCAUUGAAGCCCUCGAUUCAGGGGCCGUCUAUACUCUGGCCUUGAAGACUCACAUUGGAAUGUCUGUGCAAACAUUCAGAUAUUUUGCUGGCUGGUGUGAUAAAAUUCAGGGUUCUACAAUUCCAAUCAACCAAGCUCGUCCAAAUCGUAAUCUGACCUUCACCAAGAAGGAGCCGCUUGGUGUCUGUGCUAUUAUCAUCCCCUGGAAUUACCCGCUGAUGAUGCUGGCAUGGAAGAGUGCCGCAUGCUUGGCAGCAGGCAAUACGUUAGUGCUCAAGCCAGCACAGGUCACGCCCUUGAGUGCUUUGAAGUUUGCAGAGCUCUCUGUUAAAGCAGGCUUUCCAAAGGGGGUGAUCAACAUCAUUCCAGGCUCAGGUGGCAUAGCAGGACAACGCCUUUCUGAACAUCCUGAUAUCCGCAAACUUGGUUUCACUGGUUCCACUUCUAUUGGCAAGCAGAUCAUGAAAAGCUGUGCUGUGAGCAACUUGAAGAAAGUUUCCCUUGAACUCGGAGGCAAGUCCCCACUUAUAAUAUUCAGUGACUGUGAACUUGACAAGGCUGUGCGAAUGGGAAUGGGAGCAGUAUUUUUCAACAAAGGAGAGAACUGUAUUGCAGCUGGCCGGUUGUUUGUAGAAGAAUCCAUCCACGAUGAAUUUGUGACAAGAGUGGUGGAAGAAAUUAAAAAGAUGAAAAUUGGUGAUCCACUUGACAGAUCCACUGAUCACGGGCCCCAAAAUCAUAAAGCCCACCUGGAAAAGCUCCUACAAUACUGUGAAGCUGGAGUGAAAGAGGGGGCCACCUUGGUGUAUGGAGGAAGACAAGUCCAAAGGCCAGGCUUUUUUAUGGAACCUACUGUGUUCACAGAUGUGGAAGACCACAUGUACCUUGCCAAAGAGGAAUCGUUUGGGCCUAUUAUGGUCAUUUCUAAAUUCCAAAAUGGAGACAUUGAUGGAGUGUUGCAACGAGCAAAUAAUACAGAGUAUGGUUUGGCCUCAGGGGUUUUUACCAGAGACGUAAAUAAGGCUAUGUAUGUGAGUGAAAAACUAGAAGCAGGAACUGUUUUUAUUAACACAUACAACAAGACGGAUGUGGCGGCUCCUUUUGGUGGCGUUAAACAAUCUGGCUUUGGAAAAGACUUGGGUGAGGAAGCCCUAAAUGAAUAUCUCAAAACCAAGACAGUGACACUGGAAUACUAGAGCAAUGCCAUCAUCAGAUAACCCUCAGCCGACAGCACCACUUCUCAACCCUCGACAGACACGCCUAAGAAGCCUGUGGUGCUGAGGAAAGAGGUAUCAGCCAGGAGCUGAAAAAUGCACACAUGGACCACAGAGAGAGUCAGGCCAUGUGUCUUAAGUAUUUACACGUGUGCCUGAGUAUUUUCUAAUACACAUUUUAUACAUUAAAAUCCUUUGUAGUUGUUGGGUUUUGACUAUGUUGUAUAUCACACAUAUUUCUAAAAUACCAAGCUGCUUUUUUUCCCCAGCAAGACUAAUCUGGUCAUUGUUCAUCUUGAAGAUAUUAAUAUCAUGCAGAUAUAAUAUACACAAGGUGCAUUUUUUGGAAACUGUAUAAUGUGUAUAGGUUCUAACCUCUGAACCAUACACAUGGGGUUAUUAGAAAUUUUCUAUAAUUUUGCUCUCAAGGAAAAAUGUAUCCUGUAAUAAACAGGGAGUAUUUUUUUUCCCCAUAUUUGGAAAGAAGAUACAUCCUUGUGCCUUUUGAUGUUCUGGUUUUCGACCCACUAUGAUGUGUGACCAACCCACAAACAGUUCCUGAGUACCUACAAGGUACAAGGUACUCAUUAGGUUCUAAGGAGCAGGCAAAAUUUAAUGACAUGAUUUCUGGCCCCAAAUAGCUUAAAUCCCAGUAAAUAGCUUUUCAAGUGAAUUUUACAUUAUGAUAUAGAAAUUAAGUAGGCUUUGGAGGCUGAUCUUGGUUCAUAUCGUACCAUCUAUCUAUGUGACUUGGGGAAACUUAAGCAAUUUCUUCGAGCCUCGGUUUUCUCAUCUAUAAAAAUAGGAAUAUAAUGCUCUCCUCAGGAGCCUUAUUCUGAGGAGCCAAUGCAAUAGUGUAAGUACCUUGCACUGUGUUUUGUUCAUGGUACUCAAUAAAAGUUAACUCAUUUCCCCCAUCACUAUUUUUAAAAUACAUUGAGAUAAAUUAAGUAGAUGAAUUGAUUCCUCUACACCCUUUUCUUCAGUCCUUGACUGCUACACUCUUCCUCUCGUCCACUGUUUUGACACAGUGGCACUGGAAAAUGCCAUGUAAUGAAAAAUGGCAGUGAAAUAAGGAAAAGAGUUGCUUUUCUUACUGCAGCUCACUCAGCCUUCACAAGACAUCUUAUUUUCCAAUUCUCUGCCUUAGUGGUUCCGCCAACUCACUAGCUAUGUGGUCUCGGGCAAGUUAGUUACAUAUCUCGGAGCCUUGGUAUUUAAAAAAUGGGAAAAAGUCCCUAUCUCAUUAGGUGUUGGAAGGAUUCUUAACUCAUAAUUCACUUAACAAAGUGUUUGGACCACAGCCUGUGCUCAAGAAAUGGGAAUUAUCACAAUCCACACAGUACUCACCCAACUAUUGCCCACUGUCAGACAAAAAUAGGUGAGUAAAUUAUCACCAUCCACAUGUGACUAGAAAAUGAAUUCCUGAACCAGUCUCUGGGAGAUGGUCAGAGCAAUUCACUUCUAUUACUCCUGCUUCUAAAGUAAAAUUUCAACAAACAUUCCUAUUUCUCUGGCUCUGAGGAAGCCCUGAGAGAGUACUUGUUACUUGGAGACUCAGCAGCUUAAUAUAAGGGAAAUGCAGGGGACCAUCAGUAAACAACCACAAACCAGAGGCAAAAACAUUCAACGGGAGGGACACCAGGUCUCAUCCUGGCAUGAUCAAUAAAGUAAAUUUUGCCUAUAAGCAUUUUGUAUUAUACUGUAGCUCAUUUACCAGCGGAGCUUGACAUAGUCAAAAUCCUAAAUUGGAAAUAACACUCUCUGGGUCCAAAUGGACAGUUAAUGUUUGAAUUAAAUAAUCAAAGCUUUAUGAUAAAGGAUCCACUUUAAAAUGUGGUGUUUUAACUGAUUUUGUGUGAAUUAAAAUAUCACUUUGCCAAAUAUUUUAAUGAUAAAAUAGCAAACAAAAUAGAUAAAAUAGCCUGUUCUUCUGGACCAAUUUUACCUUCUACUCUUACACUCAGUAGCAGUGCUGUUAAUCUUUGGGCCACAAACCUCUCUGAGAGUCUGGUAAAGCCGUGGACUCCUCUGUCUUAAUUCUACCCGACAAACUCACGUACAUGCACCUAAUUCUGCAAAUACAUUCAAGGGAGUCACCUCCUAAAGUCCAUGCUUGAGCCUCAGAUUAAGAACUCCUUUUUCCAUAGCGAGUUCUGAACUCCUUACCAGCUUGCGUUUUUACAUCUGAUUGAUCAGAAUCAGAGGCUCCAUGGAAUUCAUAAAAUUACCAGUGAAUUUGAACUGGAACAUACAGACCCACAACCUACCAGAUGAUUUAAUAAACAUAUGGAGUCAUUAGAUUGUCACUGUUCCUUCAGCUCACUGAUUAUUUUGCUAAACUAAAGGAUAAACUGUAAUCUGAUUGUCAUCUGAAUUGGGGAGGUGUGGAUACUUUAAGCAGUUCUACAUUCCUUCUAAUCUUCUUCCCCUGCCUUUGCUAAAGCAGUCCCGUCACUCACCCUUCCUGGCCUUUCCAACCCCCAGCUUGGUUUAAGUGUCUCUCCUCUAUGCUCUAAGUUGUCUGGAACAUGGUACUUACCACUUGGUGCUGAAAUUAUUUGCCUUCCUAACUAGGUAUGACCCCCAGGAUUGGUAUUUUGUAGCUCUCAUUUAUUGAGGGCCUCCUGUGUGUGCUACACACUAUGCAGUUUGUAAAUGCUAUCUUCAUCUUCACAACAUCUGAAAAAAUAGAGAUGUUCUUACUAGCUCCACCAUCACCAAGCCACCAUCUCUUAUCUUAGUUAUGGCCGGUCUCCCAACUGGUCUUUCUGAUAGCUCCCUGUGUGGUCCUAUUGAAAGCUUAAGUCAGAUGAUGUCAUUCCUCUGCUCAAAACCUUCCAAUGGUUUCCAAUUUGCUUAGAAUAAAGUCCAGUGUACUUACCAUGACCUACAAAAUCCAGUUGAUCUUGCCCCUGGCUGCCUCUGCCCUAUCAAUUUCCCUCUUAUUUUAUCUAGCCAUCCUGGCUGCCUUGAUGUUCCUCAAACAGACCAAGUAAUCGCCUACCUCAGGGCCUUUGCACUUACUAUUCCCUCUUCCCAGUGGUGUGCUGUUAAAUGUUCACCAAAUGGUUCUCUAGGGAAAAACAACUCUUGUAGCAUUUGCUGACUCCUGUGUAUAAAUGCUAUCAUUAGGCUGAUUUCAAGCUACCAAUUUAAAUGCUAUCAUUAGGCUGAUUUCAAGCUACCAAUUUGACUUCACUUAUGUAGAGUUGGGAAGAGAUGUGUGCGAACAAGUACAAGCCUGCAACAGCACACCACUGCUACUUCCUUUGACCCACGUGCAACCUCGUGGCUGGCUGCCUCACUUCCCUCAGGUCUCUCCUCAAAUACUGUAAUAGACACACAUUUUCUAGCAGUAUGUCCCCACAUCCACACCUCAUCUCCCUUGUAAUUAUUUAUUCUCUUCCUGCAGGUAUUUACCACAACCUGGCAUAUGUUUAUCAUCAAUCUCUCCCUAUUAGAAUGUAAACUUUGUGGACAGGGGCUUUUGUUCAGUGCUGUAUCAUCAGUGCCAGCAUGUAGGAAGAGCUUAAUAAAUAUUUGCUUACUUGCCCAAAUCACAGAGCUAUUAAGCAGCAGAAUAGACACUCAGGCAAUUAAGCUGAUGGUCUUAACCAAGCUAAGAUAGUUUUUAUUUCCUAUGCUUAAAUCAGAGCCUGGGUGGGGAAAUUAAAAAACAGCAGAGUGGCAUUAUCUGCAAGAGAAACCUGAGCUAGAUUAUCAGAUACGAGACAUGAUGUAUGGGGUGGGUUAUUGUUACUAUACUACACAAAUAAUAUGUAAUAUGCAAAUGAAUUUUUUAAAUGAUUAAAUACCUAAUUAUGCAAAAAUAUACAAAACAGAGUAAGACUCAACCACAACAUCUCUCCACAGAAAUAACCACAGAUAUUAGAUUGUUCUAGACUUCCUGUGAAUAUUUUUUUUGCAGAAUUGGUAUUAUACUGUAUAUAAUUUGGUUCUUGCUUUUUUUCAGUUAGUAAUAUACAAGCAGCUGUGUCAAUAAACAUAUUGCUUCAUG